GACGCACGUCUAAUUCACAGAAUCUUCCAAGACGCACUCAGACCAAUAAUUUAAAUCUAAUAGUAAAAUUGUGAGAACAAAGCAAAAAUUAACAAGGGAAUACGUCUGUUUAACGCACUUUAUAUCGAAGUGAGGUUAAGUUGUUUAUCAAAAUGGCUUUCCGCUUUCAGUUUGGGUUUAAUAUGUUUCCGGAGAUUCCACGGCCGUUCAACACUCAGUACAAAUGCUUCUCUGUGUCGAUGUUACCGGGUACAUAUCGACAAGAUGUCGAACGUGGAGGAAAAAUAAUUAUGCCACCUUCGGCGUUGGAACAGUUAACAAGAUUGAAUAUUAAUUACCCGAUGUUGUUUAAACUGAUUAAUAAGAAGACUAAUAGAAUAACUCAUUGUGGUGUUUUAGAAUUUGUUGCAGACGAAGGAAAAGUGUAUUUACCUUAUUGGAUGAUGCAUAAUCUUUUAUUGGAAGAAGCACAACUAAUAAACGUACAAAGUGUUUCUUUACCAGUUGCAACAUUUUCACGCUUUCAACCACAGUCUGAAGACUUCUUAGAUAUUACAAAUCCUAAAGCUGUUUUAGAAAAUGGUUUAAGAAGUUUUGCCUGUCUUACAACAGGUGAUGUUAUUGCUAUAAAAUAUAAUCAAAGAAUAUAUGAAAUGUGUGUCUUAGAAACAGAGCCUGGGCCAGCAGUUAGUAUUAUAGAAUGUGACAUGAAUGUUGAAUUUGCUCCACCUGUGGGUUACGUGGAACCAGAAAAACAAAUGAAAAAAGAUGAGAAUGUAGUAGAUCCUGCAGACCUAAUGCCAGCACCACUUGGUUUUGUAGCGUUUAAAGGAGAAGGCAACAGAUUAGAUGGCAAAAAACGUAAAGAUUCUGUUCAGUCGGACGUUGCUACAAACAAACCAACAUAUGUUAGAGGAAUACCUGAUUAUGAAUAUGAAAUAGGAACUCUUACAUUUUUACGUAAUAUGAAACCCAUUAAUAAUAAGGAGGUAAAAGACCAGGAUGAAUUUAAAGCUUUCACUGGUGAAGGUUUCUCUCUUAGGAAAUCAAGAAAAUGAUUAAAUAAUUAUCAGUCUAUUUAUUUUCUUAUAAUUACAUACAUUUGUAAAAGUGAGUAUUCGUAUUUGUUAUUAAACGGUUGUACUUUUUAAUAUGAAAGUGUUAUAAAAGUUCUUAAACCAUUAAAAUAC
Messenger RNA from Dufourea novaeangliae, 1190 nucleotides. RefSeq names its product ubiquitin fusion degradation protein 1 homolog (gene Ufd1-like). Gene Ontology annotation, molecular function: polyubiquitin modification-dependent protein binding. The record is from RefSeq and is a predicted model, not a curated record. The transcript has 5 exons. Bases 153 to 1058 code for a protein of 301 amino acids. NCBI's taxonomy places the organism in Eukaryota, Metazoa, Arthropoda, Insecta, Hymenoptera, Halictidae. Gene Ontology annotation, cellular component: VCP-NPL4-UFD1 AAA ATPase complex.